AUGGAUGAGGCAGAGUGCUGGACAUGUACAAUUGUCAGAGCACACGGGCUGCAACUGAUGCGCCCGGAGCGCUCAUGGCGCCCUAUCGUCACCAUUGAGGUGGAUAAGACCGGCGCUCUGUUUCACGAGACAGUGCUAGGCUCCGACGGCCAGAACGUCAACAUGAAGGAUGUUUUUAGAUUACAUGGAGCAGACCUAGCGUCACAGGUUGAUGUCAAGAUAUUUCACCGCUCGCAAAGCAAGAAGAAGGGUAAAAAGAAAACACUGGUCGCGUCAUGUACCUGUUCUCUUGGAGAAAUGUGGAAGAGAGAUGGCAUUAAUGCUAAAUUAGAACUGCGUUUACAGUGUCAGAACCCCACCAACCGUUCUGUCGCAAGUCGUGGCCGCCCUCAAAAAGGAGCACUUCUUCACUUGAAGCUACGCCCCCCUCCAUCGUUUCCGUCUCCUACUGAACUGGCACUUGCUGAAGAUGAAGAAGGCUAUGAUUCCGACUCGUCGUCUGCAAGCAGCUCGUGUACGGUUGUCACUCCGACUGUCGCGGAAGUUCGACCCCAGCCUACCCUUCGGCGACGGCGACGUGUUCGCGGCUAUGCUGUCAACUCAGACGAGGAGGCAGAGUCUUACUCUGAAACAGACGAUGAUGAUCCAGAAUUGGAUGAGGUCAAACCUUUCAACUUCGAUGGGGAGGACAGGCGCGAUGUCUUGUCGGCGCCUGUCAAAAUCUUGUUCAGCCCGAUCGCGUGGGUGGCAGCUCAGCUACUACCCCAAUACUCUGCCCCGAUUCCGAUUUCUCCUUACCCUCCAUCAUACAACUUUGCCCAGCGGACAAUAUCAACAUUCACACGAUAUUCAGAGCUGCAGGAUGCCCGAACAGAGUCGAAACAAGAACAAAUCUAUGAUAGUAUUCGCAGUGAAUGGGCCUACACUGCUGGCUUCCUCGGGACUUUGAGUGGAGUAAACGCAGCCAUAUUUUCCCUCAGUCCAGACUCUCUAUUCGAGGUCAGUCCCCUCGCGGAGAAAGCCGUUGUUGCGGGCAUCAUUGCUGCAGUACUUGGCAUUGUCUCGACUGCCUGGUUGUGGCUCCGAUAUGGUUACGCUGAUUGCGAAACUUUCUUUAGACGCGCGACCGACAUUCUUUCCGUGGAAAACAAGCCUUCGUUCUUCUUCUUUGCACUAUCCGCCCGCAUUCCGGGGUUACUGAGCUUCAUCAGUGGUGGCGGACUACUGCUUUUUUUCAUCGUCAUCGCGUGGAACUCAUGGCCUGCCGCUGUUGUUGUGGGCUGCUUCGGCGUUGGACUGUUGAUGGGUCUCCAAUGGCUUGUGUUCUGUGUGCUUUGGAGUGUCAGGACGGCCAGAAAGGUGUGGCGAUUUCUUGCUGGCCGUGGACCUGCCAAAGACGAGGAUGUCAGCGAAAAGUGCUGA
Mycena indigotica is the source of this 1422-nucleotide messenger RNA. RefSeq lists its product as uncharacterized. The transcript has 9 exons. Lineage: Eukaryota; Fungi; Basidiomycota; Agaricomycetes; Agaricales; Mycenaceae. The record is from RefSeq and is a predicted model, not a curated record. Bases 1 to 1422 code for a protein of 473 amino acids.